Cryptotermes secundus is the source of this 2923-nucleotide messenger RNA. RefSeq names its product integrin alpha-PS3. Gene Ontology annotation, biological process: cell-matrix adhesion; integrin-mediated signaling pathway; cell-cell adhesion. Gene Ontology annotation, molecular function: integrin binding. The record is from RefSeq and is a predicted model, not a curated record. Gene Ontology annotation, cellular component: integrin complex; external side of plasma membrane. Lineage: Eukaryota; Metazoa; Arthropoda; Insecta; Blattodea; Kalotermitidae. Bases 317 to 2923 code for a protein of 868 amino acids. The transcript is spliced from 20 exons.
CCUGUUGUGAGAGUCGUGGCGCGGAUUGUUCAGCGCAGCGCAGCAUUUCCACGAAAUAUGCCGUGCUUAGCGGAAGUUGGACGAAGAUGUAAUUGGGUAUUCCUCGCCAUAUCGCAAGAGCACACGUCACAGAGGCAAGCUCGAGGACUCGUGUCAAUUUGAAGGCUAUUGCGUAUGCAUACACCAGAUACUUCUUGCGGAUGUGUCAUUAGUCUCCGCUGGAGAACACCCUGAACAGCACCGCGCUAUCGGUCAGGACUGUGUCAUUUCCUGUCGCUUGCACACAAGGCAUUUAGGAUCUGUGAAUUGUGGCAGUAUGGUGGAGUGUCUCUUCAGUAUGACGUGUUUAAGGUGCAACUGUGUUAGUGCAUUAUUUUUAUUAUCAUUCACGAUAAUUUUUACCAGUGGAUUUAAUUUGAAUUGGAAAGAUGCCUAUAUAUUUCAAGACCCGCAGGGGGACGUUGGGAGUUACUUCGGCUUCACUGUUGCGUUACGGCAACAAGGGUACACACACUGGUUGGUUGUAGGAGCGCCUCGUGGUAACUCGACAUACCGUAAACAUCAGUAUAUCCAUCAGCCAGGAACCGUAUAUCAGUGUGGCCUGAGAAAUGGUGGCAGUUGUGUGCAACUUAUUGUGGACCCGUCCGGUAACCGGAAAGUUGAAGGAAGCAACCUGCAGCACAAUAAAAAUAACGCGUGGCUCGGAGGAGCCAUUGCAGUGCAAAAUAGUGGAGAUCGGAUGGUGAUUUGCGCUCCACGAUGGAAGAACGCCUACAAUUCCAAUUACUACCUCAUGAAUGGUAUCUGCUACUGGACAGACAACACGACGGACGUGGAAGCUUCCAUGGAGACCAUAAUGCCACUGGUCGACUUCCGUAAACAAUCCGAAAUAUAUCACUCCCAUGUGUACUUCUACUAUGCUUACGGAGAAGCAGGUUUCACUGUACACUUCCCACAGGGUAGCAAUGAAUUCUUGUUAGGUGCACCUGGCUUACUUGACUGGCGAGGUACAGUCAUUAGAAUGAGAGACGGAGAGUUCUCAAGUGGAUCACCGCGCAGGCGCAGGAGCCAGGGAAACUACUAUUUUGCUGAAGUUCCCAACGCUCUGAAAUCAAGUGGAAUUCCUUUGAAUAGUUACUUGGGAUAUUCUCUGAGCUCAGGAAGGUUUCUCAGUGCUCGACCCACCCACCUGUACGUGAGUGGGGCUCCGAGGGCAAAUGACUAUAAAGGCAAGGUGUAUCUGUUCGACUUUCCGGAUAAUCAUGAAGACGAGGACCUGAAAAUCAUUAGAGAUCUGGACGGGACACAAAUGGGCGAGUAUUAUGGAGCAGCCUUGUGCGUUGUGGAUUUGAACGGGGACCAUCUGGACGACUUGGUGGUCGGAGCGCCUCAGUUUUCCCUUCAGGCAGCUAACUCGGCUCAGCUGGUCGGAGAUGAGGGGCGCAUUUACGUCUACAUCAACGGUGAUCGCGGGAGUUUUACGGAGAUAACAGGAGACAGAAUAAUAAUGGGAAACCAACAGUAUGGCGCCCGGUUUGGUACAGCUGUUGCGAAUGUUGGAGAUCUUAACAUGGACGGUUACGAAGAUAUCGCAGUUGGUGCCCCAUUCGAGGGCGCGGGAGCUGUGUACAUCUAUCAUGGGGAUAAAACCGGAAUUGUGUUUGAUCCAGUACAGAAAAUAUUGGCAGAAAACAUCGAUUCAAGACUCAGUGGGUUUGGAAUCAGCUUAUCGAACGGUGUAGAUGUUGAUGGAAAUCAUUAUAACGAUAUAGCAGUAGGGGCUUUCGAGUCUGGGCAUGCUGUCGUGCUUCGAGGCCAUCCCAUCAUCACAUUCCAACCCACUCUAGCUACUAGCACCACUAGGAUCAGCAUGAAGACUUCGAAUUUCUCCAGCACAGCCUGCCUCACCUACACGGGACCGUACGUUCCUGGUACAGUUGAUGCCAGAGUCACGAUGUCUGUGGAUCUGGCACACGGCAGGGCCCAGUUUGUCUCUGGGGAGUCCAAGAAUACUAACACAUACACAUAUGAAGUCAAAUUACGUACUGAAGAGCUUCAGUGUAAGGACUUCCAGAUUGAAAUUAAGCCAAGUGCUAAAGAUCCAACAAGACCAAUAGAUGUGAUUAUGAGAUACGAACUCGCAAACAAUCCAAACGCAGAUCCACACAAUAGAGGAAGGCCGGACAGUAGUGGUGAUGGGUUCUGCAUGACUUGUCCCGUAGUGGACGCCAGCAAACCUACAUAUAUUACAAAGAGGGUGGCUUUUGAGACAGGGUGUAAAGGGGAUAUCUGCGAACCUGAUCUCAUAGCUGAUGCAAGAUUUAUUGGAAUUAAGAACGAAUUUAUUCUGGGGGAGCAGCCCACCUUGCAGAUGGAGGUGGAGGUUCUGAAUAUUGGAGAACCAGCUUUCCUGUCUCACGUCGCCAUGGCCAUCCCCAGGGUCACGCCUCUCGUCCGAAUUCCUCCCAUCUGCCAUGAUUCGAUAGACAAGCAUACGAGCGAGACACAGAUCCUAGUCUGCGACAUUGGAAACCCCUUGGAGAGAAAUUACACCAUCAACUUGCUGAUUAACACACGGGAUGUGCCUAUUGACACAAAGGAACUCACAUUCGCAGUGAAUGCAACAAGCGUUGGGAAUGAAGUAAAUGCCAACGACAACUACAAGGAAUUGGUGUUGCCAGUAGGACUCAAGGCUGAUAUGAGGAUAACAGGAUUAUCCAGCCAGGACCAAAUAGUGUACGUGGCUCAGAAUAGAUCAUUCCGGGAAGACCUGAUGCUCAAUCACUCGUUCGAGGUAUGGAAUCUUGGGCCGAGUAAGGUUGAGACAGUCAUGAUUGAAUUUGAGAUACCGCAUCAACUGAAAGGACCAAAUGGAGAAAGAAUUUUCAUGCAAGUUUUCCAACCUGAGAGGCUAUUUCCCUGA